AUGGAAAGGAAAAUUCAAGAUAACCAAACCCACUUUGCUGGAUUUGUCCUCCUGGGUUUCUCCUCCUCUUCAGAAUUCCAAGGAUUUCUUUUCCCCGUCUUCCUCCCAAUGUACCUACUUACCAUGCUGGGGAACAUGCUGAUCAUUUUGCUGGUCAUCUUCAACAGCAGCCUGUUCUAUGCCCCUAUGUAUUUCUUCCUUGGCCACCUAUCGUUAGCAGACAUGGGACUCAGCUCCACUACAGUGCCCAAGAUGCUCCAGAUCUUGGUGUCUCAGACCAACACCAUUUCCUACAGUGGGUGUCUGACACAGAUGUAUUUCUUUGUGGCCUUUUGCACCAUGGACAACUUCAUCUUGGCCUCAAUGGCAUAUGACCGCUAUGUAGCCAUCUGCCGCCCGCUACAUUACACCACAAUAAUGAGUUACAGAUGUUGCCUGCUGUUGGCCUCCGGAUCUUGGCUCCUGGCAUAUAUCCAUUCUCUGCUAUAUGUUCUUUUGCUUUCAGAGUUUUCUUUUUGUGCUUCCCGGGAAGUAACACAUUUCUUUUGCGACCUCGACCCUUUACUCAAGCUCUCUUGCUCAGAUACCUCCUCUGUUGAAAUAAUGCUUGUCAGUGAGGGUACCACUGCUCUUCUUGGACCCCUAGUGCUCAUCCUCUUCUCCUACAUCUUCAUCAUCAGUAAGAUUUUGAGGGUCCCAUCAACCUCAGGAAAAUACAAGGCCUUCUCCACCUGCAGUGCCCACCUCACCACUGUCUCCUUGUUCUAUGGAUCUCUGAUAGGCACCUACAUCUGUCCCUCAUCCACCAACUCUGGCUCCAGGUUGAGAGUGGCCUCGAUCAUCUACACUGUUGUCACCCCCAUGCUUAAUCCUUUCAUAUAUAGCCUAAGGAACAAUGAGAUACAGAACGCCAUGAGGAGGUUACUGAGAUUUUUUUUCAACAAGGGAAAUUCAGGGCACAGGGGGCGGAGAGAAACAGAGAUUUUCUCAUAA
This is a messenger RNA of Pogona vitticeps (central bearded dragon), 993 nucleotides long. The record is from RefSeq and is a predicted model, not a curated record. Lineage: Eukaryota; Metazoa; Chordata; Lepidosauria; Squamata; Agamidae.